This is a messenger RNA of Cuscuta campestris, 1679 nucleotides long. The record is from the annotation of a GenBank genome assembly. Lineage: Eukaryota; Viridiplantae; Streptophyta; Magnoliopsida; Solanales; Convolvulaceae.
UAUAUAUAUAAACCGGGCAGAUGAUGAACGAAGGAGGGGUUUUUCAUCCAUGGCGGAGACAACAGCUCACGUGGGAGAGCUACACGAGAGGAGAUCGCUCAAAUCACAGAAAUAAAUCAGCAAGAUGGAGCGGAAACCAACUGUGGGGAAGGGACAAACAACCAUGUCGUGUGGUGGCUAGAUACACAGGGCUUCUCUCGAUCUCAAUUGAGAGUAAGUUUUUCGAUUUCCAGUCAUCGGAUUCCAUUAGUGUUACAGAGACGAAACGAGGUAAGAGUCACACUGUAUCUUUCUCUAGGGGCACGGCUCUUUGGCUAAGUGAAUGUUUAAAUCAUCCCCCAAUCGCAAAGGAUGGUUGGAGCAUUUCUAGAUUUGAGGGACAGUACACUACUUCUUUCUUAUGGGAUUCUAACCGUUUUGGCAGUUUUGUAAGGCUUAGAUCAGGAAUUCCUGGAAAUUCAAAGCAGGUGUUCAUUCCAGUGGGUCUAGACUCAGAGGGAAUUGAACUCUUUGUCCAAACACUCAAGGAAAUUGCCAAAACUCCAGAAGAUUACAGAUUUGGGCUGUCUGAACCCAAGGAAAGGGAACAGGGUGGUCAUGAAUUUGCAAGCUUGAAGGCGGGUGAGAACACUGGAACUUCCGGAUCAAAGGAUGAUGAAGAAUGCACUAUGAUUAGGGAUAGGACUAACGAUGAGGAUACUACGCGGCAACUUUCAAUCUCUUCUGAGCUUCUGAAUUUGGAUAUCGAAACGAUGGAAACGGCUUCACAGGUAUUGGCUAGUAAGGGUAAGCCUUCAUUUAAACCUGAGGCCCAACCAAACCAAGCUUGCAUUAAUCUGCUUGAACAAGUCAUCACAGAUAACUUCAACUUAUUCCAAGAGUCCCUUGGCCAAAAACAAUUCUUGACAGCACUAAAAGAAGGUCAGGUUUUGAACUUUUCAGGGCAAGCGAUUAGGAUGACAAGGGAGUCUAUUAAAAGUUUUGAAGUUAUUGAUAUAGCAGAGGUUGAAGGGACAAAAUACCCAGUAUUUCUUGCUUAUGCAAAAGAGGAUAUGGAUGCUGUUUUCGCAAGUUUGGGUGGUCUACAAAGUUUUUUAUGAGCUGUUUAUUCUGAAUAGGGUGGUUCCUGGAAGAUUUGGACUCUUUCUCUUUUUACAUUCUAUUUUUUUGAGGUUUUGUUAGGUGAUUAUCUUUAGGUGCUCGCCCUUUUAUUCUGAUUAGUUCCUACAAGGAAAACAAAAAAUAAGGUUUUCUAUAGUUGCAUAUUGGGGUUGGAUGGGUUGGUGAUCUUCACCACCAUAUUUCUGCUUAAAGUGUAUGGCAAUGUAGGCAAGGGUCUUUUUAGGAUGGAUUCACUGCAAUUUCAGCCCCUUAGCCUAGAUGGUGGAACCAUUACUGGGGGGAACAAGAUUUAGAAGCUAUUGGUUCUACUGAUUUUUGCGAGUAUAUCUAACGAGGGAAGCUUUUUCUCUUGUUCUUGGGACUUAAAUUAUUAAAUCUUCUCUUGAAGGGACUCUACGAUAUUGAGGAACAGUUUUGAGGCUGUCACUUGCAGGUUCAAUUAGCUGGUAUCCUAUCUACUGGAAAGACAAUCACAUAGGCCUGGUCCCUAUUCACUGCUAGCUCCUGUUGUGAUGUUGGGUCAAGAGGAAAACGAUUUUUGGGGGUUGUACUUUGGG